AUGGCUCCACUGUACAGAGCUGUGUUGCUUACAGCACGAUAAUAACACCGUUAACGGUUAUAUUUGAGCAAACAGCUGCGCGAACAGCGUCUGCUCUGACUGCCGGUGUUGUUCUUCUCCCUCUAAACCCGCUUUUUAACCGCUAAGUUUGUUCAGAAAGACAAAAAAUGAGCGACGAGGACGACUUUUUGCAGAAAGCUCGGACCGGGUUUGAUGAUCUGUGUCGGGCUUUGAAUAUGGACGAAGAGGCGAGCAGCGAGGCUUGGAAGACCUACGAAAACAUCAGCAGAAAUUUUACAUUAGAGGGCAGCGAGCUGCACUGGCUGGCCUGCGCUCUGUACGUGGCCUGCAGGUCCUCAGUGCCGACGGUGGGAAAAGGCACCGCCGAGGGGAACUUUGUCUCUCUGACCCGAAUCCUGCGCUGCUCAGAGAUGAGCCUCAUAGAGUUCUUUAAUAAGAUGAAGAAGUGGCAGGACAUGGCCAACCUCACUCAGGACUUCCGUCAGAGCACCGACAAGCUGGAGAGAAACUUCACCGUGUCGGCGGUCAUCUUUAAGAAGUACGUUCCCAUCUUCAAAGCCAUCUUCAAGACCCCGUCUGAGGAGCCGCCGCGAGUUCACCGCAGCCGCAAACAGAGACGUCAUCCCUGCACUGUGACCGAGGUCUUCAACUUCUGCUGGGUCCUGUUUGUCCAUGCCAAAGGGAACUUCCCGAUGAUCAGCGACGACCUGGUGAACUCGUAUCAUCUGCUGCUGUGUGCUCUCGACCUCGUCUUCACCAACGCUCUGCUGUGCAACGCCAGGAGAGAUCUGCUCAACCCGAACUUCAAAGGUCUACCAGAAGACUUCAGCAGCAAAGACUACCGGCCGUCCUCGGGUCCGCACUGCUUCAUAGAGCAGCUGUGUGAGCUGCAUGACGGCCUGGUGCUGGAGGCCAAAGGAGUCAAAGAACACUUCUGGAAACCUUUCAUCAAGAAACUUUUCCACAAGAGGAUUCUCAGAGGAAAAGAAGAUGGUCUGAGCGGCUUUCUGGAUCCUAUGAACUUUGGAGACAGUUUUUUAUCUCUCAGUCGGGUGUACGAGGAACACGUUCUGGCCACUGGCGGUCUGGAUGAAAGGAUCUUCACCGGCGAGGGGGCGAGCGAAGACAUCGGUACGCCGGGGCCCUGCCUGUGUGAAGGGGCGGAGAACCAGGACAGCGCCACCCACAGGCUUCACGCCAGCCUCACUGCCUCGGCUCUGAAGGUCUCCACUCCUCUGACAGGCAGGAAGUACGUUCAGGAGAACAGUUUGGCGUCUCCGGUCUCGUGUGCCAUGAAGAGCGUUGGGCGACUCCACACCCUGCUGUCAGGGACCAAACAGGGGCCGAGCGCUAAGCUAAUGGAGACUCUCAGGACCUGCGCCAGAGACCCCAGUGAUGUCAUCAGCAGGCGCCUGAAGGACAUGUUUGAGCUCUUCUCUCAAUAUUUCGAGGGCCAUGGGGAAGAGAACUGGGGGAUGGGGAAAGAAAUGGCAGUGAAGUACUUCCACCUGGCGGAGGCGCUCUACUACAGGAUCCUGGAGUCCAUCAUUGAGAGAGAGAAGAUGAUACUGGGAGACGCUGAUCUGUCUUGUAUUCUGGAGCAGGACGUCUUCCAUCGCUCGCUGCUGGCCUGCUGUCUGGAGAUCGUCAUCUUCUCCUAUAGACCUCCGGGAGAUUUCCCCAACUUGAUCGGCAUCUUCCAGCUCCCCGCUUAUCACUUCUACAAGGUGAUCGAAGUGUUGGUGCGGUCGGAGCAGGGUCUGUUUCGGGAGGUGGUGAAGCACCUGAACCAGGUGGAGGAGCAGGUCCUGGAGAGCCUGGCCUGGACCAGCGACUCCCCACUGUGGGAGAGCCUCCGUGGAGCCAAAGACCACGUCCCCGCCUGCCAGCAGGUGAUGCCUCCUCAGUAUCUGGAACAAAAUGAUGAAAGCAGCUCAGGCAGCGUUCCUGUCACUCCCAUCAGCCAUCGACCAGACCUCAACACCAGCAGCACUCUCAAAGGUGUGUCCCCCUCCCCCACCACCCUGCUGGACAGGUACAGCUCUCCUCCCACCGGAAUGGCUCGCCGCCGUCUGUUUGUCGACCCGCUGGACGGCGAGCCCGGAGCCACCUCCACCGGCACCACCAGCACCACCGGUACGGCGUCGGCAGCCGUGACCAAGACCGGCCAGGCCAGCCUAGUGACGACCAUCCCGGCCGGGCAGACUGUGGUCACCGUGGCAACUGCCACCGUUACCGCCAACAACGGGCAGACGGUCACCAUACCUGUGCAGGGUAUAGCCAAUGAGAGCGGAGGCAUCACCUUCAUCCCAGUCCAGGUGAGUGUGACCGGACAGGGCGGAGCCACGCUACAGCCGCUGUCCGCACAGACUCUGACUGGCACUCUCACCGUCCAAUCAGCCGUCACCAAACCAGCUGCCAAACCAGCCAGCAGUCCGCUGAGGAAAGGCUCGCUGUCACUCUUCUUCAGGAAGGUGUAUCACCUGGCCAGCGUCCGUCUCAGAGAUCUUUGUGCCAAACUGGACAUCUCGUCAGAGCUGAGGAGGAAGAUCUGGACGUGUUUUGAAUAUUCUCUGGUUCACUGUACCGAUCUGAUGAUGGACCGACACCUCGACCAGCUCCUCAUGUGUGCUGUUUAUGUCAUGGCAAAGGUGACCAAAGAAGACAAAUCCUUCCAGAACAUUAUGAAGUGUUACCGCACUCAGCCUCAGGCCGGCAGCAAUGUGUAUAGGAGUGUGUUGAUCUCAGGGAGGAGGAGACGUCACUCAGGCAACAACAACAACACCAACAAGCACAGCUCGUCUGCAGACCCCAACCAGGAUCCAGCAGGUGGGGACAUCAGUCCAGUUCCGAUUCGCUCCAGCAGCACCUUGCCCACCCCGCAGCCUGGCAGCGCCCCCUCCACCCCCACCAACACCUACACUAAGAACUCCCCCUCCUCCUCUUCCUCCACUGCCUGCGAGGGAGAGGAGGAGCGGGGAGACCUGAUCCACUUCUACAACAGUGUUUACAUCAAACAGAUGAGGCACUUUGCUCUGCGAUACUCGGCGAGCUCGCCAUCUGCGGGGGUGGAGUCCCCCCCUCUGUGUCCGUACCCCACCCUGAGGACCGGCUCUCCUCGUCGGAUGCUCCUGUCCAGCAAACACUCCAUCUACAUCUCUCCUCACAAGACAGGCUCCGCCCCCACAGCGACCACCCCCCGAGACAAGAUUUAUUACUACAUCUGCAGCAGCCCCCCCAACCGUCUCCAGGAGAUCAACAGCAUGAUCCGGACCGGAGAGACCCCCACCAGGAAGCGCAGCAUGCCUCUGGAGGAGGAGACUUCACCCAAGAGGGUUUGUCCUGACAACCACUCCGCCCUGCUCCGCCGCCUGCAGGACGUCGCCAACGACCGCAGCUCCUCGCACUGAGGCCACACACACACACACACACACACACACACACACACACACACACACACACACACACACACACACACUCUAAGUAUCACCACAGUGACAAACCAUACUGUCACAUCACCACCCAUCAUGCUACGCCUUCACAGUCCUGUCAUACGUGGAGGAGAUCAGACUUUCAGGAGCAUUUUGGUCACUUGUGCCUGAUGAGUCCACAGUGAGGUCACGUGACACACCUGUUGCAUCAGUUUCAGCUCCCAGUUCUGACUGGCGAGUCUUUACUGUGUAGCUCAACGAAGUGAGAAUCUAAAAAUGUGUCUUUGUGACACUGCAGCAACAAAACAACAAAAACUCGUGCAGCUCUGUUGCUCAUCACAGUCAUUCUUAAAGGUCACAGACAUGAACCCACAGGAGGACAGAGGACAGGUAAAGGUCCAGUGUGGCGUGACCACAGGUGAUGAUCGAUGCAGUCAGGGUCAAAGUUCACGCUCCUUCUCUGACUCAUAGCGCACAGACAUGAAGCACAUAUUCUUAGAUUCACUGUGACUUACACAAGCCUGGCAUCACCAAAGCAAAUGAAACUGGUUCCCAGGUUCCACUUCCUCUUCCUGAGGACUUCAUUUUUGUGUCACGCAUAAAACCGUAAAUGCACCAAGAAAUCAUAGAAAAAAAGGAGUCUUCAGAACCUGCCGGAGAGUCUUCAUGGUUUUAAAUUUUCUUCAGAUUUCUGAUCCAGUGAUAGUUGUCUGAACAUCCAUUAGUGCGCUGCUAACAGGAGCCGCUAGCAGCUAACUGCUAACAGCUAGUUCAGCAGACUGUUAAUGGAGACACUUUGACUCAAUGUAAACAAAUAUAGACUAAAAAUGGGGAUCAGGUUGCAGCAUAACUAAAUAGUUUUUUCCUGUUUGAUAUCCCACAAUGCAUUCUGGGAACUGUGGUUUCAAAACUAGAGCAUGAUUUUCCCCCAAGGAGUGACAGAGUGACCCUCGCACACUGUGGCGGCGGCAGCAGAGGCCAGUGUCGGCUGAGUGUUAAUUCUCUUUCAGGACUAAAUUUAAUGUUAGCGUAGCUCAGAGUUCUUUGCGGGCUCAGGCACGUUAGCGAUUAGCUUGUCCUGCUCCGUUAACUUUAAACUAAUAUUUAAUGUAGCCGAGUCGACGAUGAACAUCUGCGAAAUAUCUAAAAGAUGAUUUAUGAUUUCUAACAACUCACAAACGUUAAAGAACAUUUAACAGAAUUCACUAUUAAUUUUAGCUCUAUGUAAAGUCGAUAACAGUUUACAUAGUUUUAUAAAUUCCACUGAGUGAAACAGAAGUUUUGUCAGGUAAUUGACAUUUUAGUCUAUAAUCUUCUAUAAUCCAUCGCACGGAGCUGCGACAGACGUCCGUCACAGGCCGAAUAUUUUCAAUAUUUGCCAGUGAAGUAAAUAUGACUGUAUUACACUGAGUAAACAAAACAAAAAGACCAAAACAUGACUUCAAACCAACAACACGACUAAAACAAAAACCUCCAUUUAAAAUUCCUCUCAGAAUGACGCUGAGUCCUGGUUGGAAUCAAUCAUCAAUCAAAGUCGAUCAGUCAUCAAACAGAUUUCGCCUGCAGUGCGUCGUAGAAACAGAACUAACGUUGCGUUGCCGCUGAUUUCUCUUCAUUCCGUCCAUUUCUUCUCUGAUGCAUGAAUGUAUUUUGGGAUUUCAUUAUUGAUCGUUUUUUUUACGUGAAUUUUCUUACUGAAGUGAAGGUUUGAUGAAGUAGCAGCAGCUUUCUGACAUUCUCAUGUUUGAUUUUUACUUUAUUCUCUUCUACUUAUUCACUUACAGUUUUAUCAUCGCUGUGUUUUCUGUGACGUUUAAAAGAUUCUGUGUUUAUUUAACCGUUAGUUUACAAAAGAGAUGAAAAAACUCUCCCUGACUUUUGUUUUUAAUCAUUUCAAACACUAACAUCUGUCAGUUAAAGGGCUCCAGACAGAUGACGACUGACCAUGUUUAAAUGUGAUUUUUCUAGUCACACCAGCAGAUAUGAUGGUCUCAUUUUCCAUGUAGGACUGAAACUGUGUGUUUCUCUACAGGAUACGUCCUCCUCCUGUUCUCGUGUACUUUAACUGAAAAAAACUGUGUUAUUGUCGACCGCCGCGUGUAAAUAUUUGUAAAAAAAGAGAAAAGAAAAGCUAUUUUAUGGAGGUGAUGUAAAUUAAGUGCCUUUAUUUUUUACUCCUGAAAUCUGUUUGUUUGUUUGUCAGACAAACUUUACUUUUAUUAGAUUUUCUUGAUUGUAAAAGCUCUGAUGGAAUAAAUAGAAUGUUUAAAGUG
This is a messenger RNA of Chelmon rostratus (copperband butterflyfish), 5725 nucleotides long. It is a transcript of the gene rbl2, whose product is annotated as retinoblastoma-like 2 (p130). NCBI's taxonomy places the organism in Eukaryota, Metazoa, Chordata, Actinopteri, Chaetodontiformes, Chaetodontidae. Gene Ontology annotation, molecular function: RNA polymerase II transcription regulatory region sequence-specific DNA binding. Gene Ontology annotation, cellular component: transcription regulator complex; nucleus; chromatin. The record is from RefSeq and is a predicted model, not a curated record. The coding region runs from base 168 to 3431 and encodes 1087 amino acids. The transcript is spliced from 22 exons. Gene Ontology annotation, biological process: regulation of transcription by RNA polymerase II; negative regulation of G1/S transition of mitotic cell cycle; cell differentiation.